Messenger RNA from Thecamonas trahens ATCC 50062, 5823 nucleotides. RefSeq lists its product as uncharacterized. NCBI's taxonomy places the organism in Eukaryota, Apusomonadida, Apusomonadidae. The coding region runs from base 1 to 5769 and encodes 1922 amino acids. Gene Ontology annotation, molecular function: protein-containing complex binding. The record is from RefSeq and is a predicted model, not a curated record. The transcript is spliced from 2 exons.
AUGGGUCACGACUCUCACGUCACCCGUCGAAGGCUGCCGGCUCAGGAAGAGGUGUACUCGUUCUCGCCUCAGCUCGCUCCGCGGUCAAGAAAGCUAGUGGCAGAGAGAGACCGCCUGCCGGCAAGGCAGCGGUUGGUGGAGCUGGCGGAUGUGCACCGUGAGAAGCAUGCGCGGGCGCAGGAGAAGGCCAUCGAGGAAGUCAUGGCACAGUGCACCUUUACUCCGCGAAUCAAGCCGUACAAGCGGCCGAAAGAUGUCGAAGGCGUGUCGCUCGUCGAGCGGACUUACAAGUGGAACGCCGCAAGAAAGGCCAAGCUGGAGGAAGCUCGGGCAGCCUCGGAGCCACCAGCCGUUCUCGCCAUCGACACCUUUGACCCGGACGAGUGUACCUUUGCGCCCAAGAUCAACCGCGCUCGCAUCCGCGACGAUCCACCUAAUCCGGCCACCCUCCGCCCGCGAGUCCGCAAGCGGGUCCGAGUCCGUCGCACCUCUCCGGUCGCCGCCCCCGAAGCAUCGGACUCCGUCCCCGCGGCUGCUGCUGUGGGAGCCAAGACCGUCCGUCGGCCGGUCGAGUUUGUGCCGGGUGUCUUUGCGGUGUCACCGCCGCACCAGCCGGCGCCAGCCGCAACGAGCUCUCCGCAAGCCAGUGCCACCGACACCCUUGCUGCUGCCACUCGCGACGUCGGCGUCCAGGUUGCCAUCAAGGACCCGCGCACCGCCAAGUACAAGGCCAAGGCCAAGGAGCUGUACGCCGAGGUCCAAGCUCUUCGGCGUGGGUCGGCGGCGGCCGAUGGCCUGCUCCCCCCGCAGGACGCGCUAGACCUCUCGAGCUCGGUUGUCGACGUUGCGCUUGCGGUGCCGCUGGCGGCAGCGGUAGCAGCGGCCGGCGGCGAUGCGGUCCCGCAAGUCAACGCUGGCGUCCAGACCGAACUCGAGCUGCUCGAUUAUGCUGAAAUGCCAGACACUGCGGUGGCAGAAGCACUUUCGGCUGCGCGCCAUGUUCUGCUCCACCCGUCGGAGCUGGACGAGUUUGAAGCCCGGUCAUACGCGUCGUCAUGGGACGGCUCGCGCUCGGACGACGAGUGCUCGCCGCUGACUGGAUCGGCGCAGCGGCGAGUGGCGUUCCACGACAACAACCACCUCUCGCCGCAGUCGUCGCGCGUUGUCCAUCGUGGCGACUCGGCCGGCUCAUCGGUCCUCUCUGCUGAAGACAUUGAGGCCUCGGUCAAGGCCGAGGUUGCACUCAUCAAGCUCCCGUCGUCGCGGACACUGCUUCCGCCGUACGCCGGAGCGCGGUCGCCGUCGCCGGCUUACGGCUCGGGAUCAGACGCCGACAACGAUGACGCAAGCGCCGACAAGGCCGGCACCAUUGUUGACCACUCGGCAGAGCGGGUCUCGCGGCGGCGUGCCAUGGAGAUUGCGCUCAAGGACGUCCGGUUUGUCAUCAUGAAGAUGAACGCCGCCGACGGCGACGUCAUCAAGCUCCGCGCGGCGGCUGCGCUCGCGCGGACAUGCGUCGAGAAGGUCAAGGGCCUGCUCGACGGCUUGGCCGAGGUCUCGGACGACGAGCGCGAACGCGCCAAGCUGCUCCACCUCGGCGAGUCGAUGGAACACAUUGCACGUGACUGCUACGCGCACACCGACGACCUCGUCAACGCGCCGCGCGACGAGGGUGUACUCCAGCGGGUGAACCAAACGCUCGAGCGGCUCGACGACACGGUCGAGUACGCGCUUCGGGCCGGAACCGACGUGGCGAUUGCGCAGGACCUCGCCGAGGCACUGUCUAACGUGCCCUUUUUUGCCGCCGUCGACGACCCGUCGCUCCUCCACGACCUUGUCCACAAGAUGAAGGAGGAGACGUACGCUCCCAACGCGGUUAUUGCCACCGAGGGCGAGACCGGGGACUGCAUGUGGUUCCUUACCCGCGGCGAAGCCGCGGUUGUCCUCCAAACUGGCGACGAGGUCGCCCGGCUCCGCGAGGCCGACCACUUUGGUGAGAUUGCAGUGCUCAUCGAUACCCCGCGGACGGCUACGGUCCGGGCCGUCACCUACGUCACGGUGUACACGCUCUCGAAGAGCGACCUCCUCGCCGCCAUUGCUCAGCAUCCGGACCUGCUCGACCAUUUUCGCCAGGUCGCGCGCGCACGGCUGCAGGCAGACCACGAGCGCCGCCGUGCAGCGUCGCUUGCUAUGCGCCUGCAUGAGGAGCCGCUGUACUUGGUGCGCGAGCAGCUGGUGAGCGACCGGGCACAGCUGGGCGAUCUGGUCGUCCACAGCUCGCUCGAGUCGGUUCGCCCGGUCGCGCAGCGUGUCGUCGAGCGUGCGCGGACCGUGAGCGACCGCCUCGAGUCGGAGCUCCUCCGCGAGCGGAUGGCAGCGCUUCUGGAAACAACCGACGUCGACGCCAUUGACGACGUCAAGGCCCUCACCGCUGCCGCAACCAAGCUGGCGUCCGAGGCCAUCCGGACCAUCGCGCUUGUGUUCUGGCGGCGGCUCCUCGCCUCCAACCACAUGUUCGACGACACCGACGACGCCUUCCGCGACAUCCUCGUCUCUGGCUCCGAGGUCAUCGAGCUCGGAUUCAACGAGACCGUUGUCGAGGCCGGCGUCGGCAAGGGCCAGCUCUUGUUUGUGGCCUCGGGCUCGACGUCAGUGUACAUGCCCAUGGGCGAGCGUGUCGGCGCGCUCGACGAGGGUGGGCAUCUCGGCGAGAAGCAGCUCCUCUACAACGUACCGUUUGAGCGCACCAUCCGGUCGACAACCGACGUUCAAAUUGUCUGCCUCUCACACACCGCGCUCUCCAAUGCACUCAAGCUCCGUCCGCAGUACGCCGAGAACCUCGCCGCCGUCAAGGCCGCUCUCCUCGCCGCCGAGGCCGAGCUCCUGGAGGACGUCUCACGCGAGCAGAUCGAGCAGGAGACCCGGCAGCUCCUCCGUGAGCGGGACACCAUCACCCGACUUGCCGCUGGCAUCGAGAAGAGCCACCUCCUCGCUCUCCACACCUCGGAGCUCAAGGCCAAGCGCGCCCUCCUCGCCGACAUCCUCUCCUCCAUCGAUGCCGCCAUUGACGAGAAGGAGUUGCAGCAAGGCAGCGACGACAACCUGGCGACUUUGGUGGAGAAGCUGGCGGCGGCCGACGCAUCGUUUCCGCGGCCGAAUGCUGGCGAUGGCUCCGGUAUUCCGCUGAUACAAUUUUACAAAGGUGAAACCACACUAUUUGCGCUCAAACAAGGCCACGUCACCUACGCUUCGAGAUUCUUUGACAUUCUCCGCGAGAUGAUCACUCUCGAGCCCGGCGCACUGCGGCUCGAGGCCAUCCCAGCUCACGCCCUGGGACGCCUCGCCAUCCCGCUCCUCUUCCCGCACACUCUGGCAAGGGCGCUCGUGGUCGCGGCUGAAGAUGGCGUCGUCGAAGCGGCAGAGCCGGCCGAGAAGAUGAUCCGCCUCGCUGACAUGGUCCAGGUCGCGCCGACGAUCCUUGGCUACGACGCCGAGCUCCCUCUGCAGGUCUUGGCUCAGCUCCAUGCCCCGCCGACCAUGCGAGCGUCCGUGGCUCGAGUCCUUGUCUCUUCACUGGCCAGGCGGUAUGUGGUUGCGCGAUCGACGCCCGACUCGAGCGAGUUUGCUCUCGCUCACGCUCACUCGCUCCUCAUCUGCUCCGAUGUAGUCUUCCACACCCCGCCGGACUCGGCCGAGCUGGUUGUCCUCGGCUCAGUCGCCGAAGUCACCUUUACCGCGUGCGACCGCCAGACCCUUCUUGUCCGCGCCCCACACUCACCGCAGCUUGUUCUCACCGCCUCAGAUCCCGAAGCAUGGCUUGCUGCCCUUGAGCAGGCCGCCUCUCAGCCGAUGCUGCCUACCUUUGACGCCCGACUUGAAGCUCGCGUCCCGCAGCUGCUUCCGCUCGCACCGCCGGUGCUGGUGAGUGUGUCCAUCCCGGCCUCUCUCGAUGACAGCGACGAUGGAGACGAGAGCAGUACAGGAGCAGCCAGCGACGCCGCCGCUCUCUGCCGCGCCGUCCUCGACGCUGCCAUGGUAGGCGACAGCCUCCGACGGCCGCUCAUUGCACUCAGCCACGCGCUCCUCCGCGGACCACCGGCGUAUGCGCUGCCGGAGCAUCCGACUCUUCUCUACGUGCUCCUGCUCAAGCUUGAGUCAUUGCCAGCUCGGUUGGACGACGUGGCAGCGCUGGCCACCACCAUUGGGCUCCUUGUCGAAGCCUCGCCGGUCUGCCGUGAGCACGUUACCGGCGCACGCACGGUGCGGCACCUAGUGGCGGCGCUGUCCAAAGUGCUCGGCGCGCUGGCGGCGCGCUGCGACGACGACAUGGCCUUCAAGGCUGGCCAGGCAUGCAGUGCGGCGCUAGCGCGGCUGUUGGUAGCCGACCCUAGUCAGGUAGAGGCCUUUCGUGCCGCCGGCGGCAUGGCGGUGGGCUUGGCCUCACUGACCUGCGCCACCGAGCCGGCGGCCCCUCUUCCGGUGACGCUCACCUCUGGGCUUGUCGCACUGCUCUCCGCUGCGGUUAGCACCGACAAGUACGCCCGCAAGCGGUUUGUUGAGCUCGGCGGGCUCGAGGUGCUAUGCGAUCUUGUGCCGCCUCCCGUUCAUGACGCGACCCUCGCCGCGGUCGUCCUCGGCGUCUAUGCUGGCGUCGUCGCCGACGCCGAGAUCGAGUGCGGCUGGCGGAUGCAGGUGCUGGACGCCUCGGCAAGGCUGGCAGCAGCCCACCUGUCCGAGGCGAGUGUAGUCGCGGCGGCGCUGCAUGUUGAGGCAGCCACUGUAGCGGCGCGCUCGCUUCCACCGUCGGACGUGCGAAUCCAGAACCUGACCCUCGCCCUGGUCGGCUUUGCCGACCACGCCGACCUUGUGCGGCUGCCGGCGCUGGCGGCCAUCACCGGCAUGUUGGUCUGUACCCCGCUCCACCGACAGACGUUGCUGGACUCGGGCCUGAUCAACACCGCCAUGGCGGUUCUUGUGGCCGAGUCGGCCACCCUCUCGUCCGAGCUGGUGGCUGCCGGCGCGUGCUUGCUGGCGAGCGUGGCGUACGUCUUUGCACACGAGGGCGCCACGGUCGACACUACGCAUGUCGACGUUUUCGACGCCCAGGUUGGCGUCGACCUGCUGAUGAAGCUUGCCGGCCGCGACGGCGACCCCCACGACGCCCGGCGGCGGGUCUGGCUAGCAGCGGCGCGACUUGUGGCUGCACCCGGAAUCGGCGGCGCAGUCACGCGGGCACUCCAGCCGGACAUGGAUAGCCUUCUCGAACUCGCCGGGCGCGAGCCGCUGCUGGCGGUGCCACUGCUCACUGCGCUGGCGGCGGCGCCCGAGGUCGACGACGUUGUCCGCCGGCGCAGCAUCGUCCGUCCGCUCCUCGCCUUGGUCGCCGAGGCUGGGCGAGAGCAGCAGGGUGCAGUUGCGACCGCGCUCGACGGCCUGCGUGCCGCUGUCUACGCCGAGGCAUGGGCCAUGGGCGAGGUACCGCCGACUGGCGAGUGGGCGGCGUACUUUGGCUUUCUCCACCGUGCCGCGCCGAUCGAGGCCGACUUUGAAGCCGAGAAGCGUGCACGGCGCUUGCGGCGCGACGCGCGCCGCGCCCAACUGCCGAACAGGACCGCAACUCCGUCGGCACGCACGCUCCCGGCCACUGCCCGCAUCGCGAGCAUGGUCGCCCGUGCCCUCCCCGACAUGCACACCAUGCUCGCCGGCCCGCUCUGCCCCUGGCAGAUCGAGCGGCGGCUCAUAUCGCUCUGGGCACUUCUUGACGAGUGAACUGCUCGUGAGCACCUUUACCUCAAGCAUCCAUGGUAAACAGCGGCUGGCCAA